AGAUCCGGGGGAAGGGCGCCCCUAACUGUUGGCAGAGAGAGAAGGUAAGGUCGCCAGCCUACUACAGCUGCGGGAACAGGAAGGACAAUGGAUUCGCGAUGGGUUGAUAUUGUGCGGUUUCUUUCAAAUUCUAUCGCGUUUCGAAGUCCAGUUACUAAUUAUGAUUGUUCCCUGAGACCCUCGUUGCUGUGUCGCUCUUAUGGCCUCUAGUCCAUCCAAUUCCUGUUCCAAAUCUUCCCGAAUCCUAAAUCCACCACUUUCUCAACUCAAUUCCGUCCUUCUUCUCACUCCACCUUCCACAGUAUUUCCUCUUUCGCCCUUUUCAUUAUAAAGGGGUUUCUCUGGAAGAAUCCUUAUAGGUUUUCGCUCAGGUGAAAGCUUCCAUGGCAGAGACUGCCAAGUCCGAGAACAAGAAGGUAGAGGUCUUCGAAAAGGAUGGCCUGGCCGUGUCUCUGGCCAAUUACAUCGCCGAUUUGUCUAAUAAGUUCACUAAGGAGAAAGGGUCUUUCACUGUCGUUCUGUCUGGUGGCACCUUGAUCGAUAAUAUCAGGAAAUUGGUGGAACCUCCCCUUGUUAACAGUAUUGAUUGGUCUAAGUGGCAUGUGUUUUGGUUGGAUGAGAGGGUGGUGCCAAAGACUCAUGAAGAUAGUAACUACAAGCUUGCUUAUGAUGGAUUUCUCUCCAAGGUGCCAAUUCCUUCAGGCAAUGUUUAUGCUAUCAACGAUACCUUGCCAGCGGAGGGGGCGGCUGAUGAUUACGAGGCAUGUCUUAGGCGAUUGGUUGAGAGCAAUGUGCUAGCAGUAUCAUCAUCCAGCGGAUUUCCAAAAUUUGAUCUGAUGCUGCUUGGCAUGGGCCCUGAUGGGCAUGUAGCUUCUCUAUUCCCAGGGCAUCCCCUUGUGAGAGAGAAUCAAAGAUGGGUUACCUUCAUUAAGGACUCCCCAAAGCCACCGCCGGAGAGAAUAACGUUUACCUUCCCAGUUAUCAAUUCUUCUGAUUACAUAGCCAUGGUGGUGACCUCCACUGGUGCUGGUGAAGAACAUGCAGUCCAUACUGCGCUGCGAGCCACUGAGAAUUCUGAUAAGCUGCCGGUUGAAUUGGUGUCACCUGAGGUUGAGUUAAAAUGGUUCUUGGACAAAGAAGCUGCCUCGAAGCUGUAGAUCCCUCAGCUAGGCAGUGAAUCUGUUUGGUGCUAGAGUUUAUGUGUCUGUAAUGUUAAUUCUGAUCUGAGAACAAGAUGGCCGCUGCUGAAUAUUGAUUUCUCAGUUGUAGAGUAUCAGUGGAAGGGAUGUCUCAUCUUAUGGCUGCAAUAAAAGGACAAAUAAAUUGUUGGGUGUA
Messenger RNA from Prosopis cineraria, 1335 nucleotides. RefSeq names its product probable 6-phosphogluconolactonase 4, chloroplastic. Gene Ontology annotation, molecular function: 6-phosphogluconolactonase activity. Lineage: Eukaryota; Viridiplantae; Streptophyta; Magnoliopsida; Fabales; Fabaceae. The record is from RefSeq and is a predicted model, not a curated record. The transcript is spliced from 3 exons. Gene Ontology annotation, biological process: carbohydrate metabolic process; pentose-phosphate shunt. The coding region runs from base 384 to 1157 and encodes 257 amino acids.